UGUUAGGUGCCAAGAAAGUGCCCAACUUAUAUUCUUGUGUCUAUAAGUAUGUGUUGGUAAAUGAAGAAUGACACGGAGCAAGUAUUUCAUAAUACAUCACAGUUUGCCAAAGCUAGUCCCUUUACAAUUGUCAUCGAUUCUUUCUUUUUUGUUCUCAGGUAAAUAUAGUUGUGCUAGUGACGAAUCAUUCUAUGGCUGACCCAGUUUCACUAGUAGCAGGUCCGAUUGUCAAGACGGUCCUUGGGCUUGCCAGUUCCUUGAUCACACAAAAGUACCAGUUGCUGCAAGGUGUUGAGGGAGACAUUAAGAAACUAUCAAGCAAGCUAACCGCAAUCCAAUCUGUGCUUGAAGAUGCGGAGGAAAAGCAGCUCGAUAACCGGCCACUGAGAGAUUGGCUUGGAAAGCUGAAAGAAGCAGCUUAUGAUGCGCACGACAUACUAGAGACUUUUGCAACUGAAGCCUGCCUGUGGCAGAAAAAACAGCAGGUACAAAACAUUCCGCGUCCUUUUAGUGCAACUGAAACUGCAUACAAAUUAGAGGCGGCAAGUGAGAUUAAGGAAAUUUUAGCAAGACUUGAUGAGAUUGCUAAAGAAAAAGAACAGUUUCAUCUCAAUGUGAAUGACAAUGAUAACAGAAACACAUAUGAGAAUAGGAACACUGGUUCUUUUGUGGUUGAAGCUGAUGUGGUUGGUAGGGAGGAUGACAAAAAUAAGGUAGUUAAUCUCUUGCUAUCCCAGGAAUUUGAUAGGGAAGAUGACAUUUCUGUGAUUCCCAUCAUUGGGAUGGGAGGAUUGGGCAAGACAACUCUUGCCCAAGUGGUCUUCAACGACGAUAGAGUCAAAAACCAUUUUGAAUUUAGGAUGUGGGUGUGUGUCACAACCAAUUUUGACUAUAGAAAAAUCCUAAAAGGGAUGAUAGAAUAUCAUACCGAGAUGAACUAUAAUAUCAACUCAUUAUCGGAUAACCAGCUACAAUCCCGCCUUUUAGAAUUUUUGGCUAGAAAACGCUUUUUACUUGUCCUAGAUGAUGUGUGGAUUGAGAGUUAUCAUGUCUGGGAGCGACUUCUAGUACUCUUAAAACAAGGGGGAAAGGGAUGUAGAGUAUUGAUCACUAGUCGAAACAAGAGGGUCUUAGAUGUCACCGGCACACAGCCUCAACCCUAUCUCUUGGACUAUUUGCCCGAAGACCAGUGUUGGUCAUUGUUUGAAAAAAUUGUCUUUACACAACAAAACAUUUUAGCCCACGAUGUGCGUAGUCGUUUGGAGGACAUUGGUAGGGAAAUUGUACGCAAGUGCGAUAGGUUGCCUUUGGCUAUCAAGGCAAUGGGAGGUUUGUUGCGUGGUAACAAUGACGUAAACAAAUGGAAGAACAUCCUAAAGAAUGAGAUUUGGGAGGCAGAGAAAAAAAGUACCAACACUGGGGAGCCAAUUGUUUUGCCAGCCCUAAAAUUGAGUUAUGACCUUCUUCCUUCACAUUUAAAGCAUUGUUUUGCUUACUGUUACAUAUUUCCUAAAGGUUAUAUGUUUGAUAAGAAUGAGUUGGUCAAAUUGUGGAAGGCAGAAUCCUUUAUUCUUUCUACAUCACGAGAAGACACAAUCGAUGAAAUUGGAAGUGAUUAUUUUGAUGAGUUGUUAAUGAGGUCCUUCUUUCAACUUUUAGAUACUGAAAACAGGCAGACAUACAGGAUGCAUGAUCUUAUCCAUGAUUUGGCACAAUCGAUUUCAUUCCCCAAUUGCUACCAAGUCAAGGAUAACAAAUCAUGCCAUGUCUCUGAAAUUUCACGUCAUGUAUCAUUACUUUGCAAAGAUGUGGAGGAACCUGUUUUACAAAUCAUUGAGAAAUCUAAGAAGCUGCGCACACUUUUGCUGCCCAGUGAACACCAUAAGGCCUUUGGGCAAGCCCUUGACAAACUGUUCCACAGUUUGAAAUACAUACGUGUGUUAGAUUUGAGUUCAAGCACACUGAUGGAGUUGCCAAACUCAAUUGAAAAGUUGAAGUUAUUGUACUACCUCGAUCUUUCCAAAACCGAAAUCAAAGAACUUCCCAACUCCAUAUGCAGCCUCCACAAUUUGCAAACACUAAAACUCUUAGGGUGCCUUUGGCUUUUCAAACUGCCCAAAGACCUUGGAAACUUGACCAACUUGCAGCAUCUCGAGCUAGAUGAUAUUUUCUGGGUCAAGUCAUCCACAUUGCCUCCAAGUAUGGGGAGAUUAACUCGUCUCCAGAAUCUGCAUGCUUUUCAGAUCAUCGAUAAGCCUGGUUAUGGAAUUGAUGAAUUGAAGGAUAUGAACUGUCUUAAGGGAGCAUUACAUAUUUCAAAGCUGGAGAAUGCAGUGAAUGCAGCAGACGCGAAGUUGAAAGACAAAGAAAAGCUUCAAAAGGUGGUGUUUGAAUGGAGCAGCAGCGAUGGUAGUUCACAGGAUGAAGAAGCUGAUGAAAGGGUGCUUGAAGACCUUCAACCUCACUCAGACCUCCAAGUGCUCCAACUUUUCUGCUACAAGGGUACCAGAUUUCCAUCUUGGAUGGGAGAUGGGCUGCUUCAAAAUGUUGUAACGCUUUCCUUAAAAGAUUGUUCAAAAUGCAAAGUCCUGCCUCUUGGUCAGCUAGAGAAACUAAGAGACAUCCGCAUUAAAGGAAUGCUAGAAUUGGAAGAAUGGCCAGAGGCACUCUACACUUCUCUCCUCCAUCUGAAGAUUAGCAACUGCCCCAAGCUAGGAAAGUUGCCCAGCAUCUUUCAUUCCGUGACAGUCCUGAAGAUCACAAAGUGUCACUCAUUGAAGACCCUUCCAUUGACCCCCUCUCUUCGAUUUUCUAUACUUGUUGACAAUCCUGUUCUGGGAGAUUGGAACGAAAGGCGUUUUCAUUUCGUUAAUGAUCAAGGAGAAGUUGUGGCUCUGCUGGGAUCUAGCUUUAGCAAUCUCCUAGAAUUAAAAGUCAUUAAAUGUCCCAAAUUGACGACACUACCACAACUCUUUUUUCCUCAGAAAUUAGAGAUAAGUGAGUGUCAACUAUUGAAUGCCCUCCCAAUCCCAGAGCACUCUCGACGCUUGCAGCAUUUAGCACUUGAUGCUUGUCAUGGUGGAACACUAGUGAGGAAAAUUCCAGAAACCAGUUCUCUAUACUCCUUGGUCAUUUCCAACAUCUCAGGACUAACCUGUCUUCCAAAGUUGCCACAACUUUCUGGGCUUAAAGCAUUAUACAUCCAUUCUUGCAGCGAUCUUGUAUCUUUGUCCGAAGAAGGAUCAUCAGUCCAAGGCCUGCCUUCUCUCAAACUUCUAUCCAUCCGAAACUGUCCCCAGCUUGUGACACUGCCGGAACAAGGGCUACCUGCAACAAUUGAGUGUCUUACUAUUGGUUCAUGCCCCGGUCUCAAGUUCCUAGGUCCCAGAGAAUGGCUGAGGAACCUCACCUCUCUUAAGGAUCUUUACCUCGAUGACUGUCCCUCACUAGAGUCAUUGCCAGAGGAGGGUCCUCCAACCUCUCUUCAACAUUUGCACAUUGAAGGUUGUCCGUUGUUGGUGAAACAAUGUCAAAAAGACCUAGGCCCAGAUUUGCCAAACAUCAAGGACAUUCCUGAUCUAGAGAUUGACCAUCCCAAGGACAUUCCUGAUCCCAAUGCCGAAACAGAAGUAUCUUCACCACCUUGGUAUCGCCAAUUUAUUUGCUGUAAAGGAAUUGACAGUAAGAAUUAGAGCAACCACAACAGCUCAAUUCAUAGAUCUUAAUGCAAAAGGAUGAAGGAUACUGAAGCUUGAUGAUGAUUUGAGAAAGAACUACCAAUGGUGAAAAGAUUUGACUUCGGAGGGAAAAUGAAGGAUUGCAUGCUUGGUUAAUGUUCUUGAUUACAUCAAAAUACAAGUUUAUGUAUUUAAAAAGGUCCUAAUUGAGUCAUUAGGUGACAGUUUGUUAUAAAUAGGAUGCUUGUGUUAUAUUUUGAUGAAUGUUUUUAACAAUAAUGCUAUGAUGUCAUAUGAUGCCAUGGCAUAGCGUUUUAUUUGAAUAAUUUGUGUUUGUGAUUGUUUGUAAAAGUUGCAAAAAUAUUUGUUGCUUCCAUUCUUGUAAUUUUACUUAAUUAUGUUGCUUUUCAGUAGCAAAUUAAGUUAUCUUUGUUGCGUUGUAUGUACUAGAAUGUUUAAAAGUGUGAACUUCACAAUUUCUACAUCUAAUCCAAUUUUUAGACAUGA
Molecule: messenger RNA, 4184 nt
Organism: Camellia sinensis
Lineage: Eukaryota; Viridiplantae; Streptophyta; Magnoliopsida; Ericales; Theaceae
Product: putative disease resistance protein RGA4
Molecular function (GO): ADP binding
Source: RefSeq, a predicted model, not a curated record